CGAGCAGCUGAAAAUAAUUACAUCUAUAGUUCCAUAUAUAUUUAGUGGGAGCCAACAGCCCUUCGAUCGAUCCUAAAGCUAGGAUCAUGAAUAUCCAAGCACAUAGCACGUUUGAGAGAAUUAAACCAUUCCUUGCUGUUAUAUUCUUGCAGUUUGGUUUUGCAGGGAUGGAUGUUCUCUCUAAGGCUGCCCUAAACCAGGGGAUGAGCAAUUAUGUACUCGUUGUCUACCGCCAUAUCGUUGCCUUUGUUGUCAUUGCCCCUUUUGCAGUGUUUCUAGACAAGAAAGUAAGACCAAAGAUGACACUUGCAAUCUUCACCAAACUAAUAGUGCUCAGCUUACUGGAGCCAGUAAUUGACCAGAACUUGUAUUUUUUGGGGAUGAAGUAUACAACAGCAACUUUUGCAGCUGCUAUGACCAAUAUUCUUCCUGCCCUUACUUUUAUAAUGGCAUGCAUCCUUAGGCUUGAGGUGCUAAGAUUCAAAAGUAUCCGUAGCCAAGCUAAGGUGGUUGGGACCAUAGCAACAGUUGCAGGAGCCAUGGUCAUAACACUGGUGAAAGGCCCAAUUAUCGAGUUGAUGUGGACAAAAGGAAGAAGUGGCCACCAACAGCAAAGCAGUGGAGCAAAUCUUCAACAUUCAAUCAAAGGUUCCAUAAUGAUCACAAUAGGAUGCUGCAGCUGGGCUUGUUUCAUGAUUCUGCAAGCAAUCACACUAAAAACAUACCCUGCAGAGCUCUCUCUUACAGCUUGGAUAUGCCUGUUAGGGUCUCUCGAAGGCACCGUAGUGGCACUAGUAAUAGAGAAAGGAAACACUGCCAUUUGGUCUCUAAAUUGGGAUGUUAAAUUGCUGGCAGCUCUCUACAGUGGUGUAAUCUGUUCGGGGUUGACUUAUUACAUUCAAGGAGUGAUAAUGAAAGACAGAGGUCCUGUUUUUGUGACAGCUUUUAGUCCCCUAUGCAUGGUUAUUGUUGCUGUUAUGGGCUCCUUCGUUCUGGCAGAGCAAAUGUAUCUUGGAAGGAUACUUGGUGCCAUUAUCAUUGUAGUAGGCUUAUAUCUUGUAGUGUGGGGUAAAAGCAAAGAUUACAAGCUAUCCUCCACCCCAUACACCAAAGAGCAAACAGCAGUACCAGAAAAGAAAAUCAUCAUAAACGCAGAUAGCAGUGGAAAGGAAAAUUUUAAUCCUGAGGUGGUGGCAAUUGACGUGUCUGGUUAUGGAGGGGAAAAUGGAAAUACAGAUGGACAUGAACGAGAUGGGCAAAGGAAUCUCAUCUCUGUCUAACUUAUAACUUUCCUUUAAAUGAUCUCAUGCAUUCACCUCCAUAGUCAUGAUAAGGGUAAACACUACAGCAAAAAUAUUGAACUUGGCUGGCUGCUGCAUGCAUGCCUCUUUCAAUAUUGCGUAGAUUACGUACUAAGCUGGGUUUUCCAUCGAGUUUCUGAAUUAAUUGUCUCUAGCAAUGAUGCAAGAAAAAAUGACAAUUGACAUGAAAAUCUAAUGAUACAGAGUUUGAUGAUCAA
This is a messenger RNA of Juglans microcarpa x Juglans regia, 1519 nucleotides long. RefSeq names its product WAT1-related protein At2g37460-like. Bases 87 to 1280 code for a protein of 397 amino acids. The record is from RefSeq and is a predicted model, not a curated record. The transcript is spliced from 7 exons. Lineage: Eukaryota; Viridiplantae; Streptophyta; Magnoliopsida; Fagales; Juglandaceae. Gene Ontology annotation, cellular component: plasma membrane. Gene Ontology annotation, molecular function: transmembrane transporter activity.